AAUCACCUGAUUGGCGGGGAGGGAGUAGGCACCUGGCCGGAAGCGGAGUGCGCGGCGUUGCGGUGUGAGGGGAGCGCGAUGGAGCGCUACGACAAGGCGGCCCUCAACGCGCUGGCGCCCCCCGAGCCCCGGCAAAAUGAGGGUUCAAUAACGUCAACUUUAAGAACACUCCUGUUCUUCACUGCUUUAAUGAUCACACUACCUAUUGGGCUAUAUUUUUCUUCAAAGGCUUAUGUAUUUGAAGGUACCUUUGGAAUGUCCAACAGAGACAGCUAUUUUUAUGCUGCCAUAGUUGCUGUUGUUGCUGUUCAUGUGGUACUUGCUCUGUUUGUCUAUGUAGCGUGGAAUGAAGGUUCUCGGCAGUGGCGGGAAGGCAAGCAAGAUUAAAGUGAAUAUCACCAUCUGAUGCCUACGGACUGUAAACAGAGUAGUUGUGGAUUGAGUAAAAACUUUCUUCAUAAUGUACGGUGUACACAUACAACAAAGUGGAGGUUAAUGCCUCAACACUGGAAGUCUGUAUGAAUAGAAAAAGAUUUAUGCUCAUCUCAUCUGAAUACCAAUAUUUGGCUAAAGACUAAAACAAAAGUUAUUCAACCUCAACUUGGCAAGGUUGAGAAGAUCUUCACCUGAAAUUGAAACAAAUAGGCUGGGCUGAAUGUGUGCACAGUUUGGGGUUUUUUGUUUUUUGGAUUUUUUUUUUUUGUGCACAUCUUGGAGCAGGCAAGGACAGCUAAGCAAAAUGUUGGUUGAAGUCAAUUAUUAAGUUUAAAAUUAUGUAUUGAUUCCUACUGUUAACUUACUAGUUUCAAAAGAAACUGAGUAAUAUGCCAGUAGGACUAAAACACUAGCUUUGUUCAUGUUUUAUGGGCCUUUGCUCCAUUUUGGGAGCACAGAAUCAAACUGAGCAUUGUUUUGUACUAGUCAGCCAUGGUAAUACAAGUAUAUAGUUUACAUUUUUGUUUGGAGCAAUGGAACAGAUAAUGCACUUUCCAUAAUCCCAGAAGGUAGUUCUUGAGGCUAAAAAACUUGCAUGUUGGAGAGCAGUUAGUUAAAUAUGCUUGUAGCAAUUGUAAGAUAUCACAGCCACAAAUUAAAGGAUGCACCCUUACAAUGUCAUUAGCAAAAUAUGGCUUCUCAGUUUUACCAAAAAUCAUUUUUGCAUCGCAUUUAUCUAGAAAACAUUAUUUUUUGAUUUAUAAUUAAUCUAAUCUCCAGGGCAUAUUUUUCUAAGUUAUACAGAACCAUUUUAGGUGAUAACUUGCUGAUAUAGUAAGGAGUGACUGAUACAUUUCAGAGUGAUCUGUACUACAGCUCAAAUCAUAAGUAUAAUGUGAAUCCCAGCAAUGAGCUUUACCUCCAAUUAAAUGCAGCAAAUUCUCUGGAAACUCAUAUUUGGGGACAAAGAUCAGGGCAAAACAACUAGUUGAUCAGAAAACUUGAUUUUGGUUCUGCACUUCAUAUUAAAUUUUUUUUUUCUUUUAAAUAUAACUUUGGCUUGUUGCAUUUUAAAUUCUUAUGAUUUGUUCCUGCAUCCUUUGGCUAUUUCUAAUGAAUCUGGAAGAUUGCAAUAUUGUGAACUUGCUUAUCUGCCUACCUUUCCUGUUGUGAACCUUCCUUACAAAAGGAGAGAUAUUUAGUAUUUAUUUUUCAGUGAAAAUACUAAAUAGCAGUUGCUCUGGACUAGCUCUGUUUCAACUGAUAACGGGCUGAUUUUUUUUUUUUUAUAUUUUCUGGGGUGUAGUCAUGAACAAAGAGAGUGGGUUUUAGAGAUGUACAGGAGAAACAAGCAUGUUUUAAAGGAAAAAGCAAACCAUAGUGAUGCUGUGAAAUAAUAUGGUAAUGAUACUGUGACCACUGUUAAAAGAUUGGCACCAUCAUAUUUUAUCAUUGCUAAUUCCCAAUAAUAAAAAACAGGCCUGUAUGUUUUGUUGAAUCAUGAACUAUAUAGUCAAAUCAGGAUGAAACUUUGCUAGCAUGCUGCCCUGAAUUGUAUUUUGGUUUUGUGCUAACCUUAACAGGCUUUUUGCAUGUUUGGGGAACAGGGUACCACCAUGCACAGAACUUUCCCAAUUUGUUGUUUUUUUUGUUAGGGGUUAGGUUUCUUGGGUUUGUUUCAUUUUGUUUUGUUUUUAAAGCAAUUGCUUCGGGUUUUUCCAUUUCAUUUUUACCACUUACGCCAUUUCUAUGAGAUUUUUGCUUAAUACAAGAUACAGAGUAUUAGCUUUUGCACUUGCAGGCAAAAUAUGCCUAUGACUAUUAUAAAACGAGGCACAGGUACAUACCUGCCUUGCAGCUAUAGAAUGGAGUAUUAAGCUGUAGAACCAUCUCACAUGUGGGAUGAAGCAUUAACGUGAAACCUGCUAUUGCAUAGUGACUUCAAAUUAGGACAAAUCAACCUUUAAAUCUUGUUCCUACAGCAUUAGGUUUUCCAGUCUAAAAGGCCAGUGUUAGGUUGCUGCUGGCACACUAGGAAAUGAUCCUGUAGUUUAUUUCUCAUGCAGUUUUAUUUUAUAAGGUGACACAGUGAGAAAUUCCUAUCUUCUCACCUAUGUUCUACAUGUUAUAUAAUAAAUAAUGCCUUGUAAGAAAGAGAGACCUUGUAGAACAAAUCCCAUUAUCAAGAACUAGUAAACAAAUAUUAGAGCUGAAAAGUUUCUGGACUUGUUUUGUUGCUGCUCACAUACUAACACAAUCAUAAAGAAUAGAUUAGCUAAAGCAAUGUACAGAGUAAAUUUUGCUCAAUUUAUAAUAUGUUUGAAAAUGAAAGGUCUGUCCUGCUUCACUAAUUGUGUACUAUAUUAUAUCUAUGUUUGUGUUCUAUGGCAGGAAUGUCCCGAUGCUAAAACUGUAUUUCCUUGGGAUUGUGGAAAUAAUUACUUAACUUGCUGGGUUGAUCACAAAAACUGAGAUGUCCUGGCUCUCUCAAACGUUUCCAGCACAUCUCAGCCAUUUAAGAGUGGAAAAGAUACUGUUAACCCAUUCGCUACAUCUUGUUUCUGCAACUGGCAUAUCUUGGUUUCAAAAACAUUCCCUUGAGAGAAAGCAAGAUGAUUAUGUGGAAAAGGGUAAGAGCAAUAAGCUAGGUUAUAUAUUGUCAGAGCAAGGAAGCUGGUGAGCCAUCAGGUGAGUGACACAGUGGCUGCAUGUACACAAAGCACUGCCUGCGCAGUCAUUGAGUACUUGUAUAACCAAGUACUCAAUGACUGCAGUAACUGCGAGCUGCACAGUCGGCAUCUCAUGUAGACACGGCCAGUGAAAAGUACGCUAUUGAAACCAAUAAGAAGUCAGCACCACAGAAUUGGAAGUUAAAAAGGGCUUAAAGAGCAUCCAUAGCACAGUUCAGAUACGGCUUAAAAUCUGCCUUAAACUCAAUGUAAGCAUUAGCUUGUCUAAAAACUGGCUUGGUCUGACUAAUGUAGACAAGCCCAAAAUCUGUUUGUUUAAAACAAAACAAGCACUAUAAGUGCUACUUCAAGUAGGAUUCUAACUCAUUUGGAUAUCCAGAGAUUUAGAAACAUGGCUGUAAUGCCUGCAUACCUCAGUAAUGGACCUCUUCCCCCCCAGUGGCUGUGCUAAGCCUCACCAUAAAGGCAGAACUAAGGGACUACCCAAAAAGCUUGCAAACGAGGAACUUCUUCCUUGUUUGCAAGCUCUUUGGGCGUGGUCUGAUGUAAGUGUUCAUGCUAAGUGUUAGUUUGGCAUAAACUGAGACGUCCUAAUAAAGAUUAUGUAUAAUAGGGAGCUCUCUAUCAGGAUAAGCUUUGUUUGUAGAGGGAUGCUGGUCUGCGGGACAACCAGUGAAAUUGGUUUUGUGAACUGCUCUGCUAAUGUCAACAUAAUGGGUUGCUAAGCCUUCUUGAUAGUAGAAAUUACAUGCCAUGAUAAUGUCUACUUGAAGCCUUCUUGUGCUUCAGCAGCACUUAAAUAUAUUUUUAAAAUCUGUAUGUUCCAACCUUUGUAGCCUGAACAUUUAAUGUGUAAUCCAUUGUCUGUGCAGGGUAACAUAGAAGCAAAUCUGUAUGCUGUAAUGUUGUAACAUUGUAUUUCUAAAAUCAUAAAUGUUUUUGUCUUGUAUAUUAGUUUUGUGUAAAAAUAGUGCAAACCUUUUAACAAGGCAAUGUUGGUGCACAAAGCUUGGUUUGCAUUAAUUUUUUUUUUUUUUUUUUUAAACUAUGAAUGAUUUUUAGUACUUCAAGUACAGGAGCUUAUGUGGUGGUUUAACAGGGCGAAUAGAGUGACAGUUCAGUCACUGUACACUGUUCAGUGUUAAGAAAUAGUCUUAUUUUCCAAGCAGAUCUCAUGAUCUGUAUCUUUCAUACGUGGGUGGGAGGAGGGGGGUAGUUAGUCAUUUCAGUCAGAAGGCAGGGUAUGUAUGCACCUUUAUAGACUGACUUAUAGUCACCGACUUAUGUUUUUUCUGCACAUCCUUUCACAGUGAAGUGAACUUGGGUUUGUGAAAGUUCGUGCUAUGUAUAUUAUAUAUAUAUUUAGUUAUCACAUUUAGUUAAGUUAGUUCAGGAGUGGAAUAAAUGUCAGAUGCAGCCACACUCUGUUUCCCUACAGCUCCUGCCUGUGCCUCUCGCUGGUGUCCAUUGAGACCCCAGAAGUGACAGGGCCAUGAUGGUGCAGGCUUGUGACAGGGUCUCCAUGGAUACCAGCCUAAAUGCUUAAGACCCAUCGCAGUUGGAAUCUUGUGCACUGGGGAAACUGGCCAUUGUGGAAUCCAAGGUCCAGUAGCUUUCCAAACUUGGUAAUAGUUUUUCAGAUUUCCUAGUUCUUGGUUGUCUGCACUUCUUCACUUUUCAUGUAACCUUUCCUUUUAUCACCCCAAAGACAGGAGGAAUACUUGCUUAGUCUGAAAUGAGUAGUGAUUAAGAGGUGAGGCUAUUUCAUCUAGUUAACUUGAUUGAAUAGCUAAACCAGGUGAAUGUGAAAUCUGCAGAGGAAAAUGUUCACUAAUUGUCAUCGAUUAACUUGCAUCAUCUGGUCAAUCUCCCCAAGACUAGCCAGCGUAAGCAAACGUUACUAUACUAGUAGUAGUUUUUUGUAUUUGAAAUACAAUGGAUGGUUCGAUAUUGAGACUUAUUUAGCAUCUGGGUAGAAGCGAGGAUUAUUGGUCAUUCUCAUUUUAUUUAAAGCAAAUUUAAGUUUAGGUAAAUGGCCCCCAGGAGUUGGCCAUUGUCCAAGAUUGUCAAUAAACAAAGUUGGGGAACUUCACUUUUUGUCUUACUGCACUAGCAGAAUGAUUUGCUAGGUGGCAGGCUUUUCUUUGUAAUUUUCAACUUUUUUUAGAUGCUGUAUUGGUAAGGAAAUACCAGUAAUAGUGAUUUUUCCAAUAGGAUAUUAGAAUCUUAACAGAGAUGAACCUGAAUAACUUGGUGGCAUUCACGAUUUGGGAAGGUACAUUAGAAGCCUUGGAGAAGCAAUAUUGUUGCCCCAAGCAGCUUGCAAUCUAAGGACAGAGAAUUGGAGGGGAUGGAGGAAAGUGGAAAAAAUACUACCUUUUGUUUUUCUCUGUAAACUGUAAAACAAAUCUGCACAGCAGCGGCUGCUCUCUGAGGGGGAUACAAUUUGGACACGAUGAAAGCCUUGCAGAUGAGGUCAGAGAGGCCAUGCUCUGUGUUGGAGGUCAUCUGUUGAAGGCAGAGGAGUGAUGAAGGGGUGAGGGGAAGGGAGUUGGCAGGUGAAGAUAGGAACUUGAAUGUGCCUUUUUCACACAUACUGUCUAUUCCAGUUCUCUGGGCAAUUAUCAGAGUGGGUUUGAUUUAAAUAAAAUCAUUUAAAAUCA
This is a messenger RNA of Alligator mississippiensis (American alligator), 5788 nucleotides long. RefSeq names its product vacuolar ATPase assembly factor VMA21 (gene VMA21). The record is from RefSeq and is a predicted model, not a curated record. Gene Ontology annotation, biological process: vacuolar proton-transporting V-type ATPase complex assembly. Gene Ontology annotation, cellular component: endoplasmic reticulum membrane. Bases 79 to 387 code for a protein of 102 amino acids. NCBI's taxonomy places the organism in Eukaryota, Metazoa, Chordata, Crocodylia, Alligatoridae. The transcript is spliced from 3 exons.